Messenger RNA from Homarus americanus (American lobster), 1580 nucleotides. Its product is annotated as neprilysin-2-like. Lineage: Eukaryota; Metazoa; Arthropoda; Malacostraca; Decapoda; Nephropidae. Bases 93 to 1118 code for a protein of 341 amino acids. Gene Ontology annotation, molecular function: metalloendopeptidase activity. The record is from RefSeq and is a predicted model, not a curated record. Gene Ontology annotation, cellular component: plasma membrane. The transcript is spliced from 10 exons. Gene Ontology annotation, biological process: protein processing.
AUCUGACGUGUUGUUAGAGACGGUCUCCAUCUCUCGACACCGACCAAAACGACUUUUGCCUUCAGGCCACCAAGAGCGUGUUCGGGGACGUCAUGUCCAACAUGUACCUUCACUACAUCGGCAACACCACCGUCACCAACAUCCGCACCCACGCGGCGUCGAUGCUGGAGCUACUGAGGGAGGAGGUAGAGGUGUCGAUUAGGUCUUCAGAGUGGAUGAGUAAAAAAGACAAAGUGGUGGCCCUCGAGAAGCUGAACUUACUGCAGGCCGAGGUGGGAGCUUACGACCGUCACUGGAACAUCUCUUACGUGAACGAGUCCCACUCUGAGAUUCGGUUCCUGCCAAACUUCACUUUCCUAGACGCCGUGGUGGAGCUCUACCAGGUGUUCAGGGUCGACAUCUACCGCCUCUACCACACACCUAUCGAUAAAGGAUCGUUCAUCUGGGCGUUUACUGUUCAGCCCUUCAUCGUCAACGCCUUCCACAUGCAAUCAACCAAUACUAUAGUGUUCCCUGAAGCGUUCUUUCAGCCGCCCUACUACCUGACACGGGGACCAGAGUACAUGAAUUAUGGCUCAGCUGCUACUGCCAUGGCUCAUGAGAUCUUCCACGGCAUGGACUUUACCGGGAUGUUGUUUGACGCCCGCGGGGAGUUGACGCGACCCUUCAGUGACAAGACCCGUCAGAAACUCAACGAGACCGCUGACUGCUACCACAACCUUCUAGCCCACGCCUUCUACGAGGUGGUCCUUGUACAGUACACCAUGAUAGCGAUGGAUAUCGACAGCAGCGCCACGUUAAAUGAGAACCUGGCGGACAUAGCGGGAAUCAGACACGCGUACAGAGCCUAUCAGCGCUGGGUGGAGAGGCACUACGUGGAGCCCCGCCUACCUGCCCUACCACUCUCACCCGAACAGCUGUUCUUCGUCUCCGCCGCACAGCCGUACUGCGCUGUCAUCCCAGCCUUGGCAAAGAUCUUCCUCAUGGAGCUGGACGAACAUCUCCCCAACAACAUGAGGAUCAAUGCCGUGAUGAUGAACACACCAGAGUUUGCUCAAGUGUUCAACUGUAGUCAAGACUCGAGAAUGGUGGCCCACGAGACGUGCCACAUUUUCUGAGUGGCAACACCCUGAUUCUGAGUGGCCACAUCCCGAUUCAUUCCCGAAUCAUCAGUGACGGUUGAUGAAGACAAGUUAAUUAAAUCAUCGUAUACGAGUAUACAGUACAAACUUGUGCCUCGUCAACACUACAGUCACCUCACUCACCCAUUUCUCAGUUUGAUGACAAAUCUCGCCAAUUGUGUGUUCGGUCCGUCAAACCUGAAAGUCAAGGGAAGUUCUAGACCAGACUCAGCCCACCGUGGAAGAUUGUCAGAUUGUUAACGUAGCUCCACCAUUCUGCCUCAGUAGUGGAAGGUAGCGAAAAUAUGCAGUUUGCUCCGCCCACCAGAGUUUUCCCUGCUCAUAAACAGUACUGGCAAUACUCACGCAUCCGUAACGUGUUUUACUCAGUUUUAUGAAUGACAACUAGUCAUUAUAUAAUUAUGUUCUUUUUUAUAUAAAUAAAUCUUUUUUAAUUAA